UUGCACAAAAAUUCCAAUCCGCCCAUCAAAUCCCCAAUCCCACAACUUCCUAUGACAAAAAGGAAUAGCAGGUACAAAAUGACGUAGCCCGCACGACAACGCCCGGAACGGGUUGCACAGUCGUCAGUUUAUAGUCCCGUCAGUCGAAGCGAGCGUUUAUGCGGAGUAACCUUCCUUCCCUACUCCCGAGCGAGUGCGAGUCAUGCAGUUCUACUCCAGAUAAACUUACUUCUAACAACACAUUCCCCUUCAAAUGUUUCGUUCGAUCUGAGAGCUACAGUGGACAGUUUCGUAAUAAUGUUAUGUUCUUCCGCAACAUUGCUGGGACGAUGCCAAAAUGGCACACGGGCAGUUCCCUAGAAGCGAAGCAAACCGACGACAAUAAAAACCCUCAUACCACCACCACAACCAUCAAGACCACAACAGUAACCAAUCGCAACCCCGUAGAAAAUCCCCAUCCAAACCACCGUAGUCCCUCUGCAGCCUUACGUACCGGCUUCCAGGGAUGUCCCCAUUCUCGCGUUUUCCCUUCGGUAACGCUCCCGAGGAUAGAGGGAUUUCCUGUUCCUUGUUCCUGAUUCACCCGAUGCCUAGGGAGGGGGGUGGUUUUCGUCAGGCCAGCCCAGGCCCCGGCGUAUUGUU
Aaosphaeria arxii CBS 175.79 is the source of this 642-nucleotide messenger RNA. RefSeq lists its product as uncharacterized. The coding region runs from base 159 to 578 and encodes 139 amino acids. The record is from RefSeq and is a predicted model, not a curated record. The transcript has a single exon. NCBI's taxonomy places the organism in Eukaryota, Fungi, Ascomycota, Dothideomycetes, Pleosporales.